AAUUAUUUUUACAAUCUCGAAUAAAGGUUAGGCAUUGCCAUGUGACUGUAAUGAUGAAAUUAUUACUAUUAUUUUGCAUUCUGUUGUAUCAGUUCGCAAAUAUUUAUUGCAGCGAUCUUCAACUGUAUUCUAACGUGAAUGACUGUGCUUGGAAUCAGUACUUUAACUCACGUUUACUGAAAUGUUUACAGUGCGAUUCCUCUAAAAACUUACAGCCAACUGAUGACAAAUUAUCUUGCACCUGCAACGGCAGAAGCAAGAUGGUUGAGCAGACGACAGACGUCCCACGCUGUGAGCCUUGCCCGAAAGGACAAGUGCCCACGCUGGACAAGCGUGACUGCAUCUCCUGCCGCCACUUCCACCUGCUGACGAACUUGACACUCUGCAAGCCUUGCUCACUUCAGGAAGCGGCAGUGGAGAGACAUGAGAAUGGAUCGGUGAGAGACUACAGGACCUGCGUGGCGUGUGGCCCGGGUUCACGUCCGAGCGAAGACGGAAGGUCGUGCUUGCCGUGUGCUGCCGGGGUGUUCUCGACGCCGGGAAAUAACUGCUCGUGCCCGUCGUACAGCCACGAGACCAUCGACGGCGUGUGCGUCGCACGCACGCUUCUGGCGGACUGGCCGGACAAUAAGUCAACUUACUCGGUGGAGACGCUGUCGGGACGCAAGGUGGAAUCUUCAUUCUUGAGGAAGAAUCUUCGUCUCGCUGUUUAUUCAUGCAAGCUGAGGAACGAGAAGGCGUGCCAGGCCGUGGCCAACAUGUGCGCGAUGGUGCUGUACCGGGACGACCACAAGACCAGCCCCUGCCGGCUGUUCCGGGACGCCCGGCACAUCCCCACCUCCGACGGCGGGCCCUUGCCGUGGCUGUUCUACGGGGAGGGUGAUGCCCCCACUGUUCUUGCCAGGAAGAGGAUUGUCACCAGAUACAGUCUCAAUUAUCAAUCGCAGAGCCGCCGGCUGAACCUGACGGUGGCCAGCUACGACCCCGACGGGCGGUUUGCGGGACUGCGUGCGCUGCGCGGUGGGCCCCUGCAGCUGUGCCCCGGCUCGUGGCUCGCGGGGGGUGAGGGGGCCCUGCGGUUCGGGGUGCCCUCCCGGCGCUCCUGCACGCUGCCCGCCUCCCGACUGCUGGCCGCCGGCGACGCCCGUCUCCACGACCUCUACCUGCAGUACUGGGACGGCACGGACUCCUUCCUGCACGCCCUCCCCGUGCUCCCGCUGGACCUGGUCAGCCAGGGGAGGCACGUCAACAGGGCGUCGGACCAAUCACAGUGGCAGUUGGUGCGGAGGUUCUUCUUGGUGGACGCUCUCCUUGCAGCGAAGCCAGACGACAGUUCCCCGGCUCUCGUCAGAUACGUCAAGAACAUGCAGCUCAGGGUGCGUGUGCGCGGCAGUGACGGGGAGGGGAGGAUCUACCCUCCGCUGGUGGUGGUUGAAUACGGAGAGCUUACCCCCGAGGACUUGCGGGCCAACAGGCCGGUGACCUUGACCUUCUCCACUGACUACCACAUGGACAACAACUUCUUCUAUGCUGUCGAGGUGUCGGUGGGCGUGCUGAGUGCGCUGGCCGUGCUGUGGGCGUGCCUGGAGGCGUGGAGCGCCUCCCGUCGCUCCGGCCACCACACCAUCGACCUGCUGUCACUGGGGCACGUCGCGCUCUUCUCCUGCGGCCACCUGGCCAGUGCGUUCUUCUGCGUGGUGGCGUGCGCGUGCCUGCACGGCUUCAUCUUCUACAAGGGCCAGAGCAGCGCGCACCUGCUCCUGCCCGAUGCCGUUCAGGAGCGGCUCGUCGCCAGCUACGUCGUCUCCGCGUUCGUGCUCAAGGCGGUGGCGGUGGCACACCUGGUGUGGCGCCAGGUGACCGUGGACAUCUUCCUGCUGGACUGGGAGCGGCCGCGGGCCGGGGGCUCGGUGAGCGUGUGGAGGACCUGCUUGGUGGCCAACGAGUGGAACGAGAUCCAGACCAGCCGUCGCGUCAGCCCUGCACUGCAGCUGCUCUGCACCGUGUUCCUGCUCGAGGUUGUCGGACUGAAGUUCUGGGCUACUCCCGACCCUGAGCUUCACUUGUCUCCUCCCGCACAUGUACAGCAGAACAUGCCCACGCUCAGCGUGACGUGCCGAUUCGCUGUCGGCAUCCUGGUGUACCUCUUCGUGUACAUCUUGCAGUGGCUGUUUGCUGUGGGGAUAUACGAACGCUACAUCAAAAAUGAACUCUACAGCUUUGUUGACAUCUGCUCCAUGGCCAAUAUCAGUGUGUUUAUCAUGGCAUGGGAGAACUAUGGGUUCUACAUUCAUGGGAGGUCGCCCCACGGGUUCGCCGACACAGACCUGCAGACCGUGCUGCGGCAGCUGCGACGCGAGGAGGAGGACCUGUGUGGCCACCGGGGGCUGCUGCCCGGGUCCGACCACCAGACCUUCGAGAUGGCCCUGCCCGCUCGACUGCGGCAGCUCUACUCCCAGGCCGUGUCUCCCCUCACGCAGAUGAGUCAGGUUUCCAAGCGACUGUCGUUGACUGCGGCCGGUGGGCAGAGGGCACGGAUGGCUAGCAGUGACCUCGACAUUGCUGUCCAGACGUACCGCAGCGUGAACAAGUUCCUCACUGCGUACCUGGAACACGCACUGAAGGAUAUUGACUACGAGGUGACGGAGAAGACGUUUAUGGAAUCACUUAUGGACAUUGAAUUCACAGAAAAUGCUGGGAAAGGCAUGUUCUACAUUGACAAUGGUCAUUCUUUUGGUAAAGUGAUAUUUUAUGGUAACGAGUUCACGCUGGCGACAUUUGAGCUCAUACUAUUCUCUUUCGUGGACAUCAUGUUUCAGAACUUUUUGCUAGCAGCAAUUGUUGUUGCUGUGGUUGGGAAGACUGUGGCUCUGGUGAGGAAAGUCUGUGGAAAGAAGAACUUGGCGAAGAAGACAUUGAUAGAUGAGAGGUUUCUCGUUUAGUCAUGCUCAGCUCUUAGGAAAAUGUGCAAGUACAAAAGACAGAAUAUUCAGUAGCGAAAUGUGCUUCCCCUGAUAUAUACCAUCCUUAUGAAUAUUACAGAUAUAUGCUGUAAUAUUUAAGCUAUAAGACUGUUAUUGUGUAAUCUGAAACAAACAAAGUUAGUGAUGUAUGUGACACAGUUGCCGACCCUCAGAAGAAAAAUAUUUCUAUGUUUUUGUAAAGUUUGUAGCUUGUGCUUGUGUGAAAUAGUUUUAUGUAAAAGGAAUUUAAAAAAUAUUGACGAUGAAGAAUAUAAUACUGGAACAUGUUGUACAUGACUAAUAUAAAACCAGGUGAGUCACAGAUGUUUUACAUAAUUGUAUGAUGUAUGUGCAGUUUUGGUCAGCCUGUCACACGCACUCAGCCCAAUGGCUAACUUUUAUCAGACCACAUGAUUUAUCCUUUCUACAGUUUCAGUUUGGAAUUAUUAGCCAAAUUAUUAGGAUGAAAUUAUAUAAAUUAUAUUUUCCUAGCUUUUUUUUAAAUAUUUUUAUAGUCGGGUUCAAAUUAACACUCUCCAGCAGCAACCACUGAGAAGAAAUAACUAUUUCUCAUUGACUAAUGCACGUGUAAUAGUUUUGCUAGACUACAAAUGUGGACUUCAACCAGUGUUCAACACUAGGUUUGUGGUUUGGUGAGCCUAAAAAAAACAUUAUUUGUACUGAAAGCUGUGGCCAGCAUUUAAAAAUAAAAGAUGUGGAUUUGUUAUCACGAGAGAAUGAACAGCUCUGGGGAAGAAACAAAAAAAAAAUUCUUGCCAAGUAUUCCUCGUUGUGAGCUGACCAUUCUCUGGUCUGCGACUUGAUCAGAGCUCAAAUAAACUGGAAGAACUUUCUUAGAAGCAAAAUGGGUGUGAUGAAUUGCACAUGAGAAACAAGAAAACACUAGGACAAGCGCCGACUGAAACCACAGGGUUGAGAUAGCCUGGCCGUGUGAGGUGAGCAGGGAAGCAGCAAGAACGGACCAAGAUUUAAAGAAGGGAGGGGGAAGGUGUAGACACUUAAGGGGAAAUGGAGGUGAUCUUUGUUUGAAUAAACAAAAUUUUGAAGGUAAUAUGUCCUUAAUCUAUUUAUAUAAAAUCUAGUCAAACUUGUGAGUGAUAAUAUAGUAAAUAUUAUUAAACUUUCACACUUAGACAAAUGCCUUAUAAAAA
Molecule: messenger RNA, 4135 nt
Organism: Bacillus rossius redtenbacheri
Lineage: Eukaryota; Metazoa; Arthropoda; Insecta; Phasmatodea; Bacillidae
Product: meckelin
Exons: 16
Coding region: 51-2942 (963 amino acids)
Biological process (GO): cilium assembly
Cellular component (GO): MKS complex; ciliary transition zone
Source: RefSeq, a predicted model, not a curated record